UAUAACCCUCGAGGAACCAGGUUGUCUUCAGUGACUUCUACAGGAGUCGUCGGUGAGCACCCAUACACAAGUCGGUGAAGACCCAGUGAACCAUGAGACUAGCGUUGGUUGUUGUUGUGAGCGUGGCGGCGGUAGCGGUGAUGGGCCAGGACCGCCAGCCAGUGGUGGAGGGGGAACCACUCCCUCCUGUAUAUCUGAGGGAACUACCUCGACCUUGGGUGCUGGGAGACCUGCCACGUCCAGUGGUCGACGCAGAGAUGCCCAAACCCUGGCUGCUUCGGGAGAUGCCCCCUCGUCACUACUACCCCUACCGUCAAUAUCCCUACUACCCCUAUAACUACAAGAAUCUCCGUACCAAGAGCGAAGUCCAGGACGGCAAGGGUGUGGCGCUACACCCCGGGGGCGCCACAUCCUUCGUCUUCCCCCAGGUCCAUGGCGUGGGCAAGCGAUCGGCUAAGCCUGUAGCAGAGGCAGCGGCAGACCCCGACUUCUCCUACGGCUACCACUCAGGAAAUUUCUCCCCCCACCAUCGCUACGGCCACUACAACCUCCCCUACCAUAACUACCACAACUACGUCUACCACCACCAGCUCAACAAGCGGUCUGCCCGGCCUCAGUACAGCUACGGCUACCCCAGCGAGAACCCCCAGGAUAGCCGCUACCAUGGCUUCAGCUACAGAUGGUGAGACACCAGCCUGUCCUAGGAGUGACGGGGACGCUGUUACCUUCCCCGUCAGCCACACACACCGUCACUCACCGCGACAGAGUCUGAUAGGCCAACACUGCUCACAUUGGUUUUUCAGACUCGACACAUGUAUCCCAUCCAGUAUAGAAUGUAUAAUCAAAAUAAACUUACCUUUCUCCA
Homarus americanus (American lobster) is the source of this 865-nucleotide messenger RNA. RefSeq lists its product as uncharacterized. The coding region runs from base 93 to 686 and encodes 197 amino acids. NCBI's taxonomy places the organism in Eukaryota, Metazoa, Arthropoda, Malacostraca, Decapoda, Nephropidae. The transcript is spliced from 2 exons. The record is from RefSeq and is a predicted model, not a curated record.